Messenger RNA from Plasmodium coatneyi, 2526 nucleotides. Its product is annotated as Glutaminyl-tRNA synthetase. Bases 1 to 2526 code for a protein of 841 amino acids. Gene Ontology annotation, cellular component: cytoplasm; cytosol. Gene Ontology annotation, molecular function: glutamine-tRNA ligase activity; ATP binding. Lineage: Eukaryota; Apicomplexa; Aconoidasida; Haemosporida; Plasmodiidae. The record is from RefSeq and is a predicted model, not a curated record. The transcript has a single exon. Gene Ontology annotation, biological process: translation; glutaminyl-tRNA aminoacylation.
AUGGAGAAUGUCGAGAAGAUAUACAUCCGGAACAAAGCCGACCUGUCGGAUAAUUUUUUUUACUUCUACAAUUGGGUGAAGCUGAACUUUAACACGUGCCUCAUCAUAAGCGAGAAUAGCAGCCUCCGGAGCAGCGUCCUCUUGGAGCUGCUCAAUGGGAAGAAGCUCGUGCUGAGCGAAAUCAACGUGUGUGAAGCGUUGUUCCGGCUCACCUGCGGUGGGGUCGGCAAUGCACACGGGGGCGAUCUCACUAAUCGCUGUUGUGAUAGUUUGCGUGAGGAGGAGCUCAAGUUUUACCUGAAGGGGCAGCUUGCGAAGGACAAACCGGUCGACGAGCAGUUCCUUCAAAGGGUGGAAGCCGAAAUGGCGCUGCAGAAGGUGUUUUGCAAAGACAAACUGAGCUUCGUGGAUUUCCUUCUUUUCUCCAUUUUUAAAAAAGCCAAAGUGGAUCGAGUGGAGGACCCCCGUGGUAAGUACCCCCACCUGAGUGCAUGGCUUUCGAAAAACAAUUUUACCAUAAAGGAGGAAGACAUGAACUCCUUUGCCAGCACUAAUUUUAUCCAACAAAUUAUAGAAGACGAUUUGAAGAGGAAGAAGCACACUUGUGUGAUAACGAGGUUUCCACCUGAACCGAAUGGUUACCUCCAUCUGGGUCAUGCAAAAAGUAUAUGUUUAAAUUUCGGUCUGUCGGAAAAGUACGGAGGGAGGACGCACUUACGGUUUGACGACACCAACCCAGUGACGGAAGAAGUGCGUUACAUAGAAUCCAUUAAGGAGGAUGUCAAAUGGUUGGGGUUCGAUUGGAACGAACAUUUAUACUUCGCAUCGGAUUACUUCGAUCAAUUGUACGAAUGGGCUAUCCAACUGAUAAAGCAGGGAGAUGCAUAUGUGGAUGAUCAAUCCAUUGAACAGAUAAGGGAAAAUAGAGGAAGUUUAAAACAACCAGGGGUUAACUCUCCCUACAGGGAUAGAAGUGUUGAAGAAAAUUUAACUCUUUUUAGGAAAAUGAAGGAAGGUUUGUUUGCAGAAGGGGAGAAGGUCCUAAGAGCCAAAAUAGAUAUGUCUUCGGGGAAUAUAAACUUAAGAGACCCUAUCCUUUAUCGUAUUAUGCAUAAGACGCAUCCGAAAAGUGGAGACAAAUGGGUGAUCUAUCCAAUGUAUGAUUUUGCACACGGCCAGUCAGACUCCAUUGAAAGAAUUACCCACUCGAUUUGUACACUCGAAUUUGAAACGCAUAGACCGUUGUAUGAAUGGUUCCAGGAGAAGCUUGGCAUAUACAGAACGAGACAAAUUGAGUUUGCUCGGUUAAACGUUACCUACAUGGUGAUGAGCAAAAGGAAGUUGCUAACCUUGGUGAAUGAAAAGUAUGUGAACGGAUGGGACGAUCCACGUAUGCCAACUAUCUCAGGGAUGAGAAGAAGAGGAUACAGUCCAGAGGCGAUAAAAGAUUUCUGUAGUAAAGUUGGCGUUGCAAAGAGGGAAAAUAUUAUUUCCUAUGAGUUGUUAGAAUUGUGUGCCAGGGAAGACAUGAACAAAAAGGCCAAGAGGCUCUUUGCCAUUUUAAAACCGCUAAAAGUUGUUAUUACCAAUUUUGUUCAGAAGAAUGAACAGUUGCAUGAGCUGACUGCACUGAACCAUCCGAAGAAUGAAUCCAUGGGACAGAGGACAUUGCAAUUUGAGCAGGAGAUUUACAUCGAUGAGGAAGACUUUAGUGAAAACCCCCCCGAGAAUUUCUACCGACUAGCUCCCAACAGGACAGUCCGACUGAGGUACGCCUUCUGCAUUACGUGCCAUGAAGUUGUGAAGGAUAAGGCCACCAACAAAGUAAUCGAGCUGAGGUGCACCUACGACCCGGAGAGUAAGAGCAGCGCAAAUGCAAAUCAAGGCACAGUUGGUGGCAACCAAGGUGCAGUUGGUGCCAACCAGAGCAGUGCGGAAAAUUCGAAGAAGGUAAAAGCCACCAUCCAUUGGGUAGCCAAGUCGAACGCCCAAAAGGCGCAGUUCAGAAUUUACGACAAGCUCUUCACAAAGCCGAACCCGGAGUCGAACGAGGAGGAUCAAAAUGUGGAAAAACUUAUGGAAAAUUACACAGUACAGUUGGACAAGAAAAACGUUUCCACGGAGGAGGAAAACCUUCCCCUGGAAAAGCAAAGCGAAGUGGAAGAAAACAACCUGGGCUGGAGAAAAUACAUCAACAAAAAUUCCCUACAGAUUCAUCAGGGUAUCGUGGAAAAGUACGCAUCUAAUUGCAACGUGGGAGAAGCCAUUCAGUUUGAACGUAUCGGCUUCUUCACUAAGGACAAGGAUUCCACGGUGGAUUGCCCCAUAUACAAUUUGACUGUUGCGCUGGUCGAGAAUAGUGCGAUUAAGAAGAAGAAGGAGGAUCUCGUGAAGAAGGAGUUGGACCGUCUGAAGAGGGAGAAAGCUGCCUCCGAUCGACGCCUCAAGAGGGAGGAACGCAAGCUGCGUGAGCAACGCAAGUUGGAGCAGGCGGCGGGGGCCAAGGGCGAUGCGAACCAAAUAUAG